Messenger RNA from Rattus norvegicus (Norway rat), 8402 nucleotides. Lineage: Eukaryota; Metazoa; Chordata; Mammalia; Rodentia; Muridae. The record is from RefSeq and is a predicted model, not a curated record.
UCUGUCCAUUCUUAAUCGCUCCAUAUUUUAAAAGAGAAUCACACUGUCCUGCAGCCUUUUGGGGCCAUGAGACUUGGCAACAUUGAGUUGGGAAUCGAAUGGCAAGAGCCUGGUGCUAUUGGUUGGGAGGACAGUCAACUGCUCCGAGCUGUCAGUUGGAGAAGAUUCAAGGAUGAAGCCACUUUUGUCAUAGACCCUCUGAGUGGUUGGCUGUUCACUUUCUUCCCGGGCUGCUAUCAACUGACCGUCUGGGACAGGAUUAGCUUCUUUCUGCUCAUUGUGAACACAAGUACUUCUGGCACCCACGUUCCCUGGCCCUGUAUGUCAGGAUCAGCAGAAAGCCAAGGCUCGCUCUACCUCUGUAAAAGGUCAGUGUAAGGGGAAAAUAAUUGCCACUUCUAGAGGCUGUGUUAGGAAAGUGGUUUGGGAUGAACACAUGGCUGCAAUUUAGAUCUUAUCAAAUCUGAAGAAUGUAGACUGUACUGGGAAUGAGGUUAAGGAGCAGGUUGAGACUAAACCAUUUCUGAUGGAUGUUCUCAAACGACUCUGUGUGUGAGAACAGUGCAGCCAGGCCGUUUGUGAAGGAGGUUGCAAACCUGGAGGGGCCCACUAAGGACCUUUAACAAGAAGAUGUUAGAACCAAGUUUCCAUCCUCCUGUGUGAGUACAGGGCUGUUUGCACUGUGCACUUGCUGGCACAUUAGAUCUUUGCUUCAAACAAUUAAUUACAUUUCCGUCUUGCGUGACAUGCAAUACUUCUGUGCUGCCUCUGACAUUCUGCUUCGGUAUUUCUGAUUCUCCAAAUCACACUGUUUUAUCUUUAGCAUUUGAAGUCAUCUUCAACCUGUCUUCCCUAUGUUAGCUGUUAACAUUUGAAGAGUUAGAACAGCCAGCCUCAAGCCAGCUCUCUUACUGAGCUAAUGUUACAUGGAUUACUUCCUGCCAUGAAGUACCACUUGCUUAUCCCCUUAGAACUUAAGUUGUUUGCCUUCUCUCCUGCUGGGCAAUAAAUAAAUAAAUAAAAAUGGCUUUGAUUUCCUUAUUAGAACUUUGCUUCUAUUUCUCCUAUUCUAAUCUACAGAUAAAACAACUAAAUAUUAUUAGUGCCCAAGUACAGAGCCUUAGGCUCCAUGGUGGCAGAGACUCUGAUGGCUGGAAAAAUGGGACUGGGGAACAGCAUGGUUGGUAACGAGUUUGGCACUAAAUGUGGAGACAGUCAUGAGUGUCCCCAGCACACAGGAGAAGGCCAGAUAUAGAGGUGCAUGAUUGCUUGCAAUUCUAGCAGUAGAGAGCAGAGACAGACACACCCUGGAGGCUGACUGGUCAGUGGUCUUACUGAGUCCGAGAGCGUCAGUUUCAGUGAAGGACCUUGUCAAAAAUCAACCAGAGAGCAAUGGAAAAGGACAACCCUACACUGACCUCUGCUUUCUACACACACCUGUGUACACACACACACACACACACACACACACACACACACACACACACACAUGAACAGGUAUAGAAGCAUAAUACACACACAAACACACACACAAGCACACAAGAAACUGAAAAUACAAUUUUCAUAUGGAAUCUUCUAAGUUUUCAAUGGUGAUCACUGACUGAAAUUUCACUGUAAACUACCUAAUUAACUAUUUAUGACAACCAAAGGUAGCUUUAGGGGCUGCAGCUCACUGUAGAUCACAGAGACUAUACGAUAUUGAUUCUGGAGAAGCCAGUUUUAGGGGAUGUGAUGCUAAGGGGAGAUAGAGGAAAGACGAAGCAGACAGGUGCUGAGACUAGGGAAAGAAGGGUAGAGACAGGCUUGUGUUUUCAUAUUCAUAUGGUCAUGGUCCCCAGGCUUUCCUUUGGCAGGAUGCUGGUCCAGUUCCCUAAACAGUCACUCACAGCACUCAGCAAGAGAGAAAUCUGCAUCUAAGUUGUCUGCGUAUAAGCAAACUAAGAUGGUCUUUUUUUUUUUCCCCUGUUCUGCCAUGGCUCAUCCUUAUGACACAUCUCACCUUUAUGUGACUUCAGCUGGCAAGAGGGGGAGAGGUGAGUGUAGAAAAGAGGAAGGGAGGCCUCUAAGCCAGCAUUAGCAGGCUGGCUGCCUCCCUCACAGCACCCUUCCUUGAGGAACAUGUGCACAACACUGCUACCCUUUUCAUAUAUUCUUGCUGCUAAUUCAACCAAUUGCAAAAGGCCAAAAAGUAAGAUCGUUUUCUAGAAAGCCUCCACCCAUUUUAGGAAUGAGACUAUCUGCCCCACCCCCAUACAUACACAAAAGGAAUUAAAUAUGAGGUAAUCAAGAACAAUUUGGGUCACAUCUUGGUAGCUGUGAUAGGAAUUAGCUCCAUCAUGAUACUACAUGCUGGCCACAUAAAUGUAAGAACAAAAGAGCGCAGACUAUCAACAGCCUGGAACCCCUACAAGGUCAAUGGUAGUAAGAUCAGCCAGGUCCAACAGCUAGCAGACGGUCAAGGUCAGCGGCUGACGAAGCCGAAGUCAGAGAUAGACAUGUGUGUGUGUGUGUGUGUGUGUGUGUGUGUGUGUGUGUGUGUGUGUGUGUGUGCGCACGCGUGUGUGUGUGCAUGUGUGCAUGUGUGUGCAUGUGUGUGUGCAUACAUGUGUGUGUGUGUGUGUGUGUGUGUGUGUGUGUGUGUGUGUGUGUGUGUGUGUUAGGCAGCACAUGAGCAGAGUGUGACUAUCUGCCGACUGGACCAGAAUGUGGACAGAUGCUACCUUUUAAUCAGCUAAGCCUGUGAUAGGUCCCAAGUGCUAACCGAUCUCAAUAGAAAUGACCCCAGUCUUUGUCCAGUUUCUACAAUGAGUGCUACAAAGCACCCUGGACAAAACAGUUUAACUAUUUCCUCUCUCGGACUCUCUCUUUGCCUCAGUCCCUCACUUUUUAUUAAUUUUUCUUAAGAAAAUCGUUUCUGCUUUGCCUGUUCCUACGAGUUCCACAUCUUUACUCUUCACCAGAGGGAGACCGCCAACCUGAGGUCCACUGUCUCAGGUUGACUUUUGGUGGCCACUGACUUUCUGCUGUCUUAAGUCCCUGGGUCAUGCAAACCCAGGCCCAAGAAAAAUCCCGACCAUGCCCAGUCACUGCUAUCAUUCCUCUUCAAGGUCCAGACCUUGACCGUCUCACUUCUGUCUGAGCGCUGUAGUCUAUAACUUGGUGAUGUGGCCCCAGAGGUGGAAAAUGUGGGUCUGAACAGCGUGCUCGGUAUCUACUGAUAAUGACACAUUCCUAUCACAAAGAGAACGGCAUUGUGGGAUACUUACCAGCCUGCUGUGUUUGUACUGUGGACCUCUUUUAUCUUAUAUUUGGAAAGAGUUGGUUUCUACCACUGAAUUAUAAACUUAAGUGUAAAAGGUCAAAGGGACUAUUUUAGCUGUGUCAAACUAAUUAAUUCUGGUAUUUUAGAUAUAUGAACUAAGCAGUUUCUACAAACAGAAACUCAUUACAAAGAUUUUUCAUUUGGUUCUGUACACUUACUGCUGUGUUCAUCCACCCACCCUGAACAUGUAAGUUUCUAAAUUAGCCUGUCCAUUGUCUUCUAUAACCCUGAACACAUACAUUUCUAAAUUAGCCUGUCCAUUGCCUUCUAUAACCCUGAACACAUACAUUUCUUUUUUUUUUCUUUUUUUUUUCUCUGGAGCUGGGAACCGAACCCAGGGCCUUGCGUUUCCUAGGCAAGCGCUCUACCACUGAGCUAAAUCCCCAACCCCCAUACAUUUCUAAAUUAGCCUGUCCAUUGCCUUCUAUAACCCUGAACACAUACAUUUCUAAAUUAGCCUGUCCAUUGCCUUCUAUAGAAAUGUGAAGGGCUAAGGGUUCAUGUUCAACCCUCUUUACAGCCUGGCUGCAGGCAUGUGACCUAGGCAUAACUGAUGGACGAUUUUAUUCCCUUCUGUGGUAUGGAAACUACAGACAUAUAGAAACCCCCCAGGCAACUGCACAUAGUUUCCACAGCAACAAUUCACGGCAGGAAUAGAGGAAGCCGGAGAUACCCUUGUUUGCGCUACAACGGAGUGGGGUAGCGUUUUUGGUCUACUGAGGCUUUUAUGAGAUUUGAGGUGGUGUUCCUGGAAACGCAGCCUCUAAGCCCAAUUUUGCUGGCCUUCCUGGAAAUAUAUGACCUCUCCAUUGUUCUCUGAACUCAAGAGUUUGGGUCUUUUGUCUGCAACUAAGAGUCCUGCGUGGAACAUUGCCAGGUAUAGUUAAGUGCUGUUCUUUUCCAAGUAUCUCUGCUCCUGUAUGAAAAAAAUCCUGGGGCUGUGUUCUAACAUGCCAGUUCCUGGGCUUAGAAUCUUUGUGGACAAGUUCUAGAACUCUGGGUCUUUAUUAAUUAAUAAAAGGAAUCCCAGGAGCCCUAGGCUGAUCUGAACUUGAUGUGUAGCUCAGAGUGGCCUUGUACAGAAAUCCUAACCGUCUUGACUCCAUCUCUCCACAUAUGAUUCUUUUACAAAGCCAGACGACUGACCAGUACUUCUUUGUGCCGUGCACUUUCCCUCACCCAUGCACACUGUCCUGGCUCUCUCUUGAACUCUCUCUGUCCCCUCUUCUUUAUGAUGCUUGAGGCAGGGUCAGCGUCUCACAUAGCCUAGGCCGCCCUUCAACUUUCUAUAUAGCUAAACGCAGCUGUCUUUGUGGCUGAAACUGUCUUUGAACUCCCGAAUCCUACAGACCCUGCUAAUGCUGAGGUUACAGACAUGUGCAGCGACAUCAGGCAGGGAGUCUCUUCAACUCUAACGUUUGUUCCUUUUUGGUCCGAGAACUGAGAAGUGGCUGUUCCCCUGAGUGUUGCCUGUGUUCUGCAUAAACCAUGGUACCAGAGCGAUCAGCUCACACUGUGGCUGUAGCUCUCCAAAGCAGUUGUUUGCUUUUUUAUUUUUCCUGUGCAUCUUUGUCACUCAGGUGCAAAGCUCGGCAAUCUACUCCAAGGUUCGAUGAGGUCAAGAGAGAAAAUCCAGAAGUUAAGAGACAGAGUCAUUUUCUUUGAAGGGUUCUGUGGGUGGGGAUGAAUAAUAACAUGGAGAGGAAUUGAUCAGAUUGGAUCAAUCACAGUGUCACACUUGAGGGAGGAGAUGAGUGUCCAAAGUUAUCAAAGAGGCUGGUAAGGUGUGAAGAACGUGACCUGGUUGAUGGUGGAAAAGGAAGGAUGUUGGUGCUCUUGGUCAUAUGAGAUGAUCAACAGGGAGAUCUGGCCUCUGUGGACGAACAUUGAAGUGCUGUGCAAAAGCAGAUUUAUUGAUUGUUCACAAAGUUGUUUUAUUUCUUUUCUUUGGGGGCAGGGAGUAAAAACAAGUUCCUCAUACCACUGCCCCUAAUCUAAUCUAUAGGUUUCAUGAAGGAAAAUAUUAGGCCCCUAUAACCUUAGUCCUUACUGUGUACAGUUCGCCGUGUUCAAUAAUGUAAGACACUCUAGGUAUGCCGGGACUGUCUUGUGACCAAAGUCAGGCAAAGGCUGAAAAGCCCCUCCAGAAAACAGCAAUAUAUAUCACAGAAAACAAUCCCUGUUUUCUACAUUGGUUUCUCUAAGAUCAGAGGACUUCUGGAGGACAACCGUUUCAUUCUAAUGUUUACCCUAGAUAUAAUAAUUCUGUUGGAGUGUCUGCUACAUAAGGAUGGAGAGAAAGUUUGACAUCCACUGUUGUACAAAGGAAGGGCUAGCGAUUGUUAAGAUUUGAACUUGGGCAUGUUCAUUUAACACCUUUGAAGCCUAGCUCACUCGGUCACAAAACAAAGAUGCUAAUAAUUUUAAUGCUUAUAGAAUAUUGGCUAUGGGGUAGGAAUUCUUUACAGUUCACCUACUAACCCAUUUAAUCCUCAUUAUAGCCAUACUGUCGGUUCUAUUGCUUCCCCAUGUUUCAGAUGCCUCAACAGAGUAACUCACCUGUAGUCACACAGGUGGCUGGUUUUCUAGUGCUACCACAUUGAUUUCUUUGAACUUAAUGGCUAAAGACAGCCUAUCUUCAUCUCAGAUUUUUGUGAGACAUGGAUAUGAGCCUAGCUUACUUAGAUGCUCUGCGUGUUAUCUUAAGGCUGAAAUCAAGCUGUUGACCUUGUAAGGACAGACUAGGGGAUCUGUAACUUGGGUGCCGGUGGGUCAUCUGUGGCUGUGGCUGUGGCUCUUUUUGAUGUUCUUGUGGUUUGGGGUAGAAUUAGCUUCCUUGCAGCUGCAGAACUCUUGGCAUCUGGAUCUCAAAACAAGCUGUUCAAAGUCUCACUUCCUCUGGUGAAGAUCUCCUGGCAAGCUGCCUUUUACUUAAGACCAACUGCCUAAAUGGCUUUAAUAUCCCUGCCACACAUCUUCAUCUUUGAUGUAUAGUGGAACAUAAUCGUGGAAGCGACGUUCAUUUACCAUGUUCCAUAGGGAGGAGACCCACUAGCAGUCUUGUCUGCUCUCAAGGGGAGGGGACUCCACAAACCAUGGUUCGCGAUGACUGGAUGCACAGAGCUGUUGGGGACAUCUGCCAGAUGAAACUUUAAGGCUGUUUAAACCCAGCCUGCCUCCAGGUGAAGAGUCAGUUGCCACAGCAUUCUUGCUUAUAACGACUCUGUUCUUCUUUUUCUGUUUUUGAAGGAAGUAAGCCUGCUUUAUAUAUAGCCUUGCAUAGGAUUCUAAAUGAACUAGCACACGGCAGCUCGUACACUCUGCUCAUCAAGCAUUAGUUCCUCGCAUCCCUCCACCUUUGAAGAACAAUCUCAAGCACCCAUAACCACCCACGGUUUUGUAUUUUCUGGAGAAGACCUCCAUAGUCCCAUGAGGCAUUCUGAUGAAGUGACUGUGAAGGAAGAGUGAGCACCUUGCUUUUGCAGGAAGGACAGGACAGCAUGGAGCAGCCAUUUACGGUGAAUUCACUGAAAAAGUUAGCUGCUAUGCCUGACCAUACAGAUGUUUCUCUAAGUCCAGAGGAGCGGGUCCGUGCCCUAAGCAAGCUUGGUUGUAAUAUCUCCAUUAAUGAAGACAUCACCCCACGCCGUUACUUCAGGUCCGGAGUGGAAAUGGAAAGAAUGGCGUCUGUGUAUUUGGAAGAAGGGAACCUGGAAAAUGCCUUUGUUCUUUACAACAAAUUUAUAACAUUAUUUGUAGAAAAACUUCCCAGCCAUCGAGAUUACCAGCAGUGUGCAGUUCCCGAGAAGCAGGACAUCAUGAAGAAACUGAAGGAGAUUGCGUUCCCAAGGACGGACGAAUUGAAAACGGACCUGCUAAGGAAAUAUAACAUAGAAUACCAAGAGUAUUUACAAAGUAAAAACAAAUAUAAAGCCGAAAUUCUCAAAAAGUUGGAACAUCAGAGACUGAUAGAGGCAGAGCGCCAGCGAAUCGCUCAGAUGCGCCAGCAGCAGCUGGAGUCUGAACAGUUCCUGUUUUUCGAAGAUCAACUCAAGAAGCAGGAGUUGGCUCGGGGCCAGACUCGAGGUCAGGACUCUCUGGUGCUGUCUGAGCAGACUGACGGAAGUGGGCUGUCCUGUUUUUCCACCCACCAGAACAAUUCACUGAGGAACGUAUUUGCAGACCAUCCUCAGAAAAGUGAUGUUUGCGAUCUCGCUAACUACUCUCCUCCAGUGAACAGGGCCCUAAAGCCAGCGGCCACCCUGAGUGCUGUUCAGAAUUUAGUGGUUGAAGGACUGAGGUGUGUAGUUUUGUCAAGAGAUCUUUGCCACAAAUUUCUGCUGCUGGCUGACUCUAACACAGUGAGAGGAAUAGAAACCUGUGGGAUCCUCUGUGGAAAACUGACACAUAAUGAAUUCACCAUUACUCAUGUGGUGGUGCCAAAGCAGUCUGCUGGCCCAGACUAUUGCGACGUGGAGAAUGUAGAAGAAUUAUUCAGUGUUCAGGAUCAACAUGGUCUCCUCACGCUGGGAUGGAUUCACACACACCCCACGCAAACGGCAUUCCUGUCCAGUGUGGAUCUCCACACUCACUGCUCCUAUCAGCUUAUGUUGCCAGAGGCCAUUGCCAUCGUGUGUUCCCCAAAGCAUAAAGACACCGGCAUUUUCAGGCUCACCAACGCUGGCAUGCUUGAGGUUUCUACUUGCAAGAAGAAGGGUUUCCAUCCUCACACCAAGGACCCCAAGCUGUUCAGUAUAUGCAGCCAUGUGUUAGUGAAAGACAUAAAGACAACUGUGUUGGACCUGAGGUGACAUGUCCGAAAUGUAAGACCAUCUGUACUGGACACCUGCCAGGGACAUGUGUGGCUGCCGAAUUUCUUAUGAUGUUUUCAGAAGUGACCGAUAUUUUAUAUUUAUAUAUUUUAGACCAGAACUUUGAUAUUUAUUGUUCUUGCACAUUUUGAAGUUUCCUUUUUUUUGGGGGUGGGGGGGUGUGUCUCAAAAGAGACCACAUGGUGUUCAGUCUAUACCUGUGAAUAUACCCAAAUGAUGCCAUCAGAAAUAAAUUGUGCUGCAGAUAA